AAGUAUUUGAAAAUAAAACUAAACAAAAGUGGAUCUAGUCAUAAUUGGUCUUUCAUAUUCUGGAUUUUAUUCGUCUGUUUCCAAGACGAGGAUAGCUAUACCUUAGAACCACUGUAAACAAAAAGGAACACACGAUCAAUCACAGAUUGACUCGCAGAUCAAAUAUCAAUUUUUUAAAGGAUGGCACUUUCAACAAGAGGGAAGUUAGCAGUAAGAUCUGCAAUGGAUAUUGAACAAGGAUUUGAACCACCACUUGAUUUCACUUUUAUGUGUUUAACAUCUGUAGCAGAUUGCUUAGAAGAGCAACCACGUGACACAACACCUGAGAAAUCUAAAACUCAGACCUCUCAAGAACAUAAACAACAAGAAGCAAUAAAAAGAAAAACUAAUGCCAUCCGUUUGAGCAACAAUGUUAUCACAGAGUGGAGAGAGCUUUCCUCCACUGUGCAGAAACUGGUUGAAAAUCCGAAUGACAUAGAAUGGAUAGAUCUUUCCUUUAAUGAUCUAACUUCUAUUGACAAGUGUGUUUUGGAAUAUCCAAAUCUAAAGGUUUUAUACCUACAUGGUAACAGCAUCGAAAAGAUAACGGAAAUAGAUAAGUUAAACUCUCUUCUUCAUCUAAAAACUCUGACACUACACGGUAAUCCAAUUGAGGUUAGCUGUAAAGGUUACAGACAGUAUGUUUUAUCGAGAUUACCCUUGUUGAAAAAUAUUGAUUUCAGCUGCGUUACAAAAUCAGAUCGUGCAUGUGGGCAUACAUGGCAUGAAAUGAAUAAACAGAAAAGAAAGAAAACGGACUAAUAGGAAAAAGCAUUUCUUAUGUUGUAUUUUUGAUUUGAAUAUAAAUAUCACAGUUUUAAACACACAUUCUACAUAAUUUAAAUCAUUAAUUUUUUUUAAUUAUCACCCUAAGGUAAUUAAUUUUCGCGAAAACCUUU
Messenger RNA from Hydractinia symbiolongicarpus, 938 nucleotides. RefSeq names its product leucine-rich repeat-containing protein 51-like. Gene Ontology annotation, molecular function: protein binding. The record is from RefSeq and is a predicted model, not a curated record. Bases 181 to 801 code for a protein of 206 amino acids. The transcript has 5 exons. NCBI's taxonomy places the organism in Eukaryota, Metazoa, Cnidaria, Hydrozoa, Anthoathecata, Hydractiniidae.